GAGUGGCAGAAACAGGGGAGCAGAUGGAGAAGGAUCCCGCACCAGGUAACACACGUUGCUCCCCCGCAUUAUCCCCAAAUCAAACCCAUUUAACAUUUUAUUUUUCCGCGUUCAUACUCAAUUCCUCACACUCGAUCACAUCACCUAUAAUAUUAUUGGGCACCAGAACGUUCUCCCCCCGCUUCCACCCGUCCCCUGCUUUUCUCUCUUUAUUCAUCAUUCAUACUCUGCCUCUUCUCUUUUCCCCUAUAAAUAAAUACCAAUCCUUCCCAACUGCGUGCCUCAUCACUUCAAUUCAUUACCUCCUCGGAUCAAACCCCGUACCAUACAUAAGCACAGGCGCACGCAUAAGUCCGCCUUCUUCGUUUUUUCAAUCAUCUUCGGUCAGAGUUGGCCAUGGCCAUGCCCAAGGCUCUUCUUCUUGCUUUUCUGCUCGUCUCUGUUUUUCUCUUCCUUCUCGUUCAAGCUGAUGAAGCGGUGGUCGGAAACCUCGGACAGAGCUAUCCUCCUCAUAAAAUAGAUUGUGGGGCGGCGUGCGCGGCCAGGUGCCGGUUGGCGUCGAGGCAGCGGAUGUGCCACAGGGCGUGCGGGACCUGCUGCGCCCGCUGCAGCUGCGUCCCUCCCGGUACGUCCGGUAACCGAGAUGUGUGCCCCUGCUAUGCCAAGAUGAGAACCCACGGCAACCGCCUCAAGUGCCCUUGAGCUCUCCGACGCCACGUGUAUGUCCUACCAAUUUUUCACUUCCUGCGAUAUAUGUCCUGUCCUGUCCUUAUUAAUGUCAAAAUGUAAUGUGGGUAAAAGUUUGUGAAAUAAAAGAAAGAGAGUUAUAUAGAUGUGUUUGUUGGUGGAGAGGGGAGAUAUGUAUAAUUGGUCUGACUACAUAAAUAAUAAUGGACUUUGUGCCCCAUCUUUUGUAUAA
This is a messenger RNA of Malania oleifera, 919 nucleotides long. RefSeq names its product snakin-2-like. Bases 397 to 702 code for a protein of 101 amino acids. The transcript has 3 exons. The record is from RefSeq and is a predicted model, not a curated record. NCBI's taxonomy places the organism in Eukaryota, Viridiplantae, Streptophyta, Magnoliopsida, Santalales, Ximeniaceae.